This is a messenger RNA of Quercus lobata, 1179 nucleotides long. RefSeq lists its product as uncharacterized. The record is from RefSeq and is a predicted model, not a curated record. The transcript is spliced from 3 exons. Lineage: Eukaryota; Viridiplantae; Streptophyta; Magnoliopsida; Fagales; Fagaceae. The coding region runs from base 1 to 1179 and encodes 392 amino acids.
AUGGAUGGGGGAAAAUCCCAACCUUCCAAGGAGAGGGAGGAAGCUCCGCGGGCGAAACAAUUGAAGAUUGGGCACCAAAGUAAGGGUAAAGAGACCGAAACCCAAUCUGCCCAAGGCAAGGGAAAGGGGAUAGAGGCCCAAUCCUUGCCAAGCGCCUGGCUUCCCACCCCAAUGCUCCAUGGCGGGCCAUUGCUGGAAACCGCGUCCAUGAGGGACCUUGGAGAUGGCGAGGGGGGUUACGUGGCCGACGCCUUAGGGAGAACUAUGCUGCUUCCCAAUGAUGCUCUCCAGGCCACAUAUAGAAUGGAGGAGGAAGUUAACAAGCAGAGUAAGGCCACUGAGAAUGAACGCUCCAAACGCCUAGACGCCACACGGACUCUCAAAACUUCCGAGGACGACCUCACAAAGGCUAAGGACGCCUUAAAGGAGGCUAUCCGAGAAAGAGAUAGUGCCUCGACGGGUUUAGAAGGUGCUCAAAAACAGGCCGAAGAACAGACAAAACGUCUACUCGAAGCCGAGGAUCAGCUGCGAAUAGCCAAGGAGCAAAUCAGUGAUUUAAAGAAGAGACUGAUCUUGGCAGAGAAUGAUAAAGGCGUGGCAGAGUAUGCCCGAGGCGAAACCAUAAGGGCCAAGCAGGAGGCUGAGUUUGCCAGAAACGAGGCUGAGGCUGCCAAGGAAACGGCUGAGGAUGAGGGUUACAACGCGGGGGUUUGGGAAGAGGCCUUAAAGCGAGCUAGGGUGGAUGCUUCGUCUGAUCUGUGGAAAGCAGAGAGCAUAUUCUACCCUACAGCGAUCCGUGAGGCCGCCUCCACCAGCUCCGAGGCUAUGAGCGACCAACAUAAGGGAGGGGUCACUCAGUCGGAAGCUGUACAGGUCGGUGCCUUUCCUGGCGAGCCGCUUAAAGGGGGAGAGCUUCAUAAGGUGAUAAAAGCGCCUGAAUGUAUGGAUCCCGAGGUACCUAAAGAGGAUGCUGAGCCAAUGAUCAGCGUUCAGGUCCCUGAUUCCGAAGAGCCAGCCAUACUUGCCCAGCCCCUGCAGGCAAUUCCCCUCGCCGUGGUCCUUCAGAGUACCAACAUCGAUCCUACUCAGUCUUCCCCAGAAGGGACUGUCCUCCAGGGCAUCGAAGCUGGUCCUGUUCUGCCUUCCCAGGAUGUGGCCGCCACAGAAUUGAAGAAGUAG